GAUGAAGACAAUAUCGUACCAAAUAUUACAGAUUAUAAUACAAUAUUGACACUUGCUUUCAUGUCAUCAAAUGCAUAUUAUGAAACUCCAAAGAAUAAUAAGGAUUGGUAUAAUCUAUCUUCCCCAUGGAAUAACAAUGGUAACUUUGAUCUCAAUAAAAGCACUGAUGGGGUAAGAGGACAAAUUUUUGUUGAUAAUUACAAUGAAACAAUGGUUAUAGCGAUCAAAGGGAGUGAAGCGGGAAGCACAAGCACCAAUGAUAAACUCAAUGAUAACUUACUAUUCAGCUGUUGCUGUGCUAGAAUUAGUUAUCUAUGGACCACAGUUUGCGAUUGUUAUAAAAGUUCAUAUAAUUGUAAUGAAAAAUGUCUUGAAUUAGAAUUGUAUCGUAAUGAUAGAUACUAUAAGCAAACGUUGAGGUUUUUUCUUGAUAUAAUCAAAAUGUAUCCUGGUAUUGAAAAUAUCUUUGUGACCGGUCAUUCUUUAGGUGGGUCCUUGAGCUCUCUAUUAGGAAGAACGUUUGGUUUGCCUGUGGUUACAUUUGAAGCAGUUCCUGAGCUCUUAGCUACCAAAAGACUACACCUACCAAUGCCUCCAGGUUUACUAAAGGACUAUGAAAAUAUUUAUCAUUUUGGAAAUAAUGCAGACCCAAUAUAUUUAGGAACAUGCAAUGGAGUCAGCAGUAGCUGUUCCAUUGCAGGUUAUGGAUUUGAAACACAGUGCUUCUCUGGCAAAACCUGUGUUUACGAUGUGGUUAGAGAUAAAGGAUGGACUGUGAACAUUUUGAAACACAGCAUCAAGUUUAUGAUAGAGCAGGUGAUUGGAGGUUACCAGCAA
Ascoidea rubescens DSM 1968 is the source of this 837-nucleotide messenger RNA. Its product is annotated as alpha/beta-hydrolase. The transcript is spliced from 3 exons. The record is from RefSeq and is a predicted model, not a curated record. Gene Ontology annotation, molecular function: glycerophospholipase activity. The annotation marks the transcript as partial. Lineage: Eukaryota; Fungi; Ascomycota; Saccharomycetes; Ascoideales; Ascoideaceae. Gene Ontology annotation, biological process: neutral lipid catabolic process; piecemeal microautophagy of the nucleus; multivesicular body membrane disassembly.